UUUACAUCUUAAUCGUGUGAUCGAAACAUCUUCAGACCAUGCCCAAAGUCAUCAGCUACACUCCGCCCUGGCUCUCGCGCCCUUCGCCUGGUGCGUCGAUUUUCUCAAGCGCAGGGACCAAACACCCCGAAAACCUCCAGCCAGCUCAAGAUCAGCAGUAUGCGGGGCCCAAGCGCAUUCAGGCCAAGAGAGGGAAUGAACUUUUCACCGUGGUGAAUAACCAGAUCCGCUGGUCCGAUCUCACCAGGGUCAAGGACGAAUGGCAGCAUCAAAGACGCCUGAAGAAUGGAAGUUCGGAAACACGACCUGAGCAUGAGAAGAGUGUGCAUUACAAGGUCUUGUUAACCCCGGUUCACGAAAAUAUCCGUCAACUUGUUCCGUCUCCCAACGGCGCGUUCUUAGCUAUCGUAGCCGACCACACCGUGUUCAUCGCUGUCCUUCCAGACCCGUCGCAUUUGGCUGGCACCGACACCCUUCCAAUCCGCGUCAAGACCUACCAGCUCGGACCGACCACGCACGUUAUCCCCGAGUCUCCUGUUGUUUCCGCACUAUGGCAUCCAUUGGGGGUACACAGCAACCUGGCGGGCUGUCUAGUAACAAUCACCGCAGAUGCUGCCGUCCGGGUGUGGGAGAUCGAUCGCAAUAAUCAUUGGUCUUUUGAUCGACCGACGCUGGCGGUGGACCUGCGGAAGUUGAUUGAUGGAACGUCAUGCGAUGAGGAUUUCGCGCCCUUGGGGUUCGGAAGAAACAAGGGUUUCUCGGCGGACUACAUCGAUAUGGAAGUAGCCUCUGCUGCCUUUGGUGGCAUCGGCGUUGCCAAGGAAGAUGCCUGGGCUCCCAUGACCCUUUGGGUUGCGAUGCGGCCGGGCGAUCUGUACGCUUUGUGUCCUUUGCUCCCCACCAAGUGGAGAGCGCCUCUGACGACUGUCCCGGCACUCACUACAGCUAUUCUUCCAAAGCUCGCGAGUUUGCAGGAGGAUCCUGCGGAGUUCGAAGAUGAACUUGCGGCUUGCCGUCAACAGUAUGACUGGCUCACCGAGAUUGACACCCAGGAGCCGCUGCUCACUGAUGUUGAGUCCGACUACGAAGUCCGUACACGCCCUGCAACCCCCAGCGCUAUCCCGAGACUGCAAGGUCCCUUCCGUCUGGACACCGGUGAUGAGAUUGACGACCUUGACCUAUGCGAUAUCCUUGUAGUCGCUGCCAGGGCUGACAUCGACGCUCUCAUGACGGGUGAGGAGGUUGACCUGGCGCUGGAAGACGACGGGGAGGACAAAUUGUCGGCUACCGUGAUUUGCUUGUCGAGUGGAAGUGGCAGGAUCUAUGUCUGCCUGGAGCUUGAUGGCGUUGAAGGGCAGUGGCUCCCCAAGAGCCGGCAAAAUGUUUUCCGCACACCAGUAUCCGACCCAUGCGACCUACUCUUGGUGGAAUCGUUGGAUACCGUGAAGGCACAGGCGGACCACUGGCCGACAUUCACCAAGGACGUCUAUUCCCGCUACAACUUCUUUGUCACUACGGCGACCAAUGUGACUUUCUUUUCCCUUGGCUCCUGGGUGCAAAGAUUGGAAGCCGAACUGCAGUCGGAAGACACCAGUGGAAGUGCGUUCCGCCUGCAAGUUCUGUGUGAAGGGACCGCGUCUCUGCGAGAGCAGCUCAUUGAAGUGGACGAUAACGUUGGGGAGGACAAGGACCAUUCCGCCCACCUGCCAGCGUCUUUGGUAUACUACGACUACGACCUGGGGUAUCUGCUUCUGACGUCCCGCGGCUCUGUUCCUUAUGCCGCGAUCCUGGACGCGCCGGAGGUCUCCUUACCUUCGAUUGGCGAGUUGCAGAUCUUCGACUCGCAAGAUGGACCUCGGUCGCCUGUACUCCCGCCUCGCCGCCCUCCCUACCAAGUGCCACCCAUCUUCUAUUCGGAAUCACCCCUGGGUUCCUUUGUGGAGAAACAUGUUCCGCAUCGCCAGCGCCAAGCCCUCAAGGAGCAAGUUCGCUUGUCGCCUGCGACCCUUGAUCUAGUUGCUGCCGCCCAUCGGAUUCUGUCCGCGCAUACGAACGCGCUGGAGAGAGCUGCUUCGGAUCUGUUCCGCCGAUGCGAACGUCUGCAGGGGGAGAUGCGAGACCAACUGAAGCAAUUGGCUGAUGUUGCGGAUAGGGUGCGGGGUGUUUCCAGUGAGCUUGGUGAGGACGGCAAGCGGAUUGAAGGAUCGCGGACCGGAGAGGCCCUUGAUAAGAGACUUCAGGCCGCGAAGGACAGACAGACCGAGCUUGUGCAGCGAUAUGAGGCUCUUCGGAAUAAGCUCAUGAAAUCUGGUGGAAGACCUUUGAGCGACAAAGAAAAGGCAUGGUUCCAGGAGGUGAAGAGACUCAGUGAUUCAUUCGGCGAAGCGACAGAGGACUCGCAACCGGGCCAGGAAAGUCGUCAAGCCAUUGCUCAGCGCCUCGAAACGGCCAAGGAACUUGCACGCGAUAUGCUUGCCGAAGCGAAGACGGUUGCUGCUAGACUUCCCGCUGUCGACGCCAGCAGCCCAGCUUCAGCGCAACCGACGAUCCCAUACCGACUUCAACGGACGAAAGUUGGGGAAGCGAUGAGAAUGGUGGAACGAGAGUCUGCGAUCAUCGACUCGAUCACGUCCCGGUUGGAACGACUCAACACCACUAUCUGAUUGCGGUUGUUAGAUGAAAACUUGGAGACUCAAUCCUUGCUCUAUACCUACUUCUUGAUACUCGAGGAUUUGCGAAUUCACACAAAGACAUUCAAUUUGUUUAUUAUAUCAUGAAACGGGGGCAUUUCGCACCCCGCACAAACGUAGCAGAACC
This is a messenger RNA of Aspergillus aculeatus ATCC 16872, 2817 nucleotides long. RefSeq lists its product as uncharacterized. Gene Ontology annotation, cellular component: nuclear pore. Gene Ontology annotation, biological process: ribosomal large subunit export from nucleus; ribosomal small subunit export from nucleus; mRNA export from nucleus. The transcript has 4 exons. Lineage: Eukaryota; Fungi; Ascomycota; Eurotiomycetes; Eurotiales; Aspergillaceae. Bases 39 to 2663 code for a protein of 874 amino acids. The record is from RefSeq and is a predicted model, not a curated record. Gene Ontology annotation, molecular function: structural constituent of nuclear pore.